This is a messenger RNA of Diceros bicornis minor, 2849 nucleotides long. It is a transcript of the gene COLEC12, whose product is annotated as collectin subfamily member 12. Gene Ontology annotation, molecular function: pattern recognition receptor activity; low-density lipoprotein particle binding. The coding region runs from base 61 to 2289 and encodes 742 amino acids. The transcript is spliced from 10 exons. NCBI's taxonomy places the organism in Eukaryota, Metazoa, Chordata, Mammalia, Perissodactyla, Rhinocerotidae. The record is from RefSeq and is a predicted model, not a curated record.
AGCGCGAACUUCCUCGGCGGCGCGGAGCUCCCCGGCUGGCGGUGCGUCUCCUCGGUCACCAUGAAAGACGACUUUGCAGAGGAGGACGAGGUGCAGUCCUUCGGUUACAAGCGGUUUGAUAUUCAGGAAGGAACACAAUGUACCAAAUGUAAAAAUAACUGGGCACUGAAGUUUUCUAUCAUUUUAUUAUACAUUUUGUGUGCCUUGCUAACAAUCACAGUAGCCAUUUUGGGAUACAAAGUUGUAGAGAAAAUGGACAAUGUCACAGGUGGCAUGGAGACAUCUCGCCAAACCUAUGAUGACAAGCUCACAGCAGUGGAAAGUGACCUGAAAAAAUUAGGAGACCAAACUGGGAAGAAAGCCAUAAGCACCAACUCAGAGCUCUCCACCUUCAGAUCAGACAUUCUGGAUCUUCGACAGCAACUUCGUGAGAUCACAGAAAAGACCAGCAAGAACAAAGAUACGCUGGAGAAGUUACAGGCGAGUGGAGAUGUACUGGUGGACAGGCAGAGUCAACUGAAAGAAACUUUGGAGAAUAACACUUUCCUCAUCACCACUGUAAACAAAACCCUGCAGGCAUAUAAUGGCUAUGUCACAAAUCUGCAGCAAGAUACCAGCGUGCUGCAGGGCAACCUGCAGAGCCAAAUGUAUUCUCAUAAUGUGGUCAUUAUGAACCUCAACAACCUGAACCUGACCCAGGCACAGCAGAGGAACCUCAUCACUACUCUGCAGCGGUCUGUGGAUGACACAAGCCAGGCUAUCCAGCGAAUCAAGAACGACUUCCAAAAUCUGCAGCAGGUUUUCCUUCAAGCCAAGAAGGACACUGAUUGGCUGAAGGAGAAAGUGCAGAGCUUGCAGACGCUGGCUGCCAAUAACUCUGCCUUGGCCAAAGCCAACAACGACACCCUGGAGGAUAUGAACAGCCAGCUCAACUCAUUCACAGGUCAGAUGGACAACAUCACCACGGCCUCACAAGCCAACGAGCAGAACCUGAAAGACCUGCAGGACGUACACAAGGAUGCAGAGAACAGAAUGGCCAUCAAGUUCAGCCAGCUGGAGGAACGCUUCCAGCUCUUUGAGACGGAUAUUGUGAACAUCAUUAGCAACAUCAGUUACACAGCCCACCACCUUCGGACGCUGACCAGCAAUCUAAAUGAAGUCAGGACCACUUGCACAGAUACGCUGACCAAACACACGGAUGAUCUGACCUCCUUGAAUAAUACACUGGCCAACAUCCGUUUGGAUUCUGUUUCUCUCAGGAUGCAACAAGAUAUGAUGAGGUCAAGGUUAGACACUGAAGUAGCCAACUUAUCAGUGAUUAUGGAAGAAAUGAAACUGGUAGACUCCAAGCAUGGUCAGCUCAUCAAGAACUUUACAAUACUACAAGGUCCUCCUGGCCCCAGGGGUCCAAAAGGUGACAGAGGACAGCAGGGACCCCCUGGUCCCACUGGCAACAAGGGGCAGAAAGGAGAGAAGGGGGAGCCUGGUCCGCCUGGCCCCGCCGGUGAGAGGGGCCCAAUUGGGCCGGUCGGGCCCCCUGGAGAGCGCGGCAGCAAGGGCUCCAAAGGCUCGCAGGGCCCCAAAGGCUCCCGCGGGUCCCCUGGGAAGCCCGGCCCUCAGGGCCCCAAUGGGGACCCAGGUCCCCCCGGCCCACCAGGCAAGGAUGGACUCCCGGGCCCUCAGGGCCCUCCCGGUUUCCAGGGACUGCAGGGCACUGUGGGGGAGCCUGGGGUACCUGGACCGCGGGGGCUGCCGGGUUUGCCUGGGGUGCCAGGCAUGCCAGGCCCCAAGGGCCCCCCCGGCCCCCCAGGCCCAUCAGGGGCAGUGGUGCCCCAGGCCCUGCAGAACGAGCCAACUGCAGCACCCGAAGCCAAUGGCUGUCCGCCUCACUGGAAGAACUUCACAGACAAAUGCUACUAUUUUUCGGUUGAGAAAGAAAUUUUUGAGGAUGCAAAACUUUUCUGUGAAGACAAGUCUUCACAUCUCGUUUUCAUAAACACAAGAGAGGAACAGCAAUGGAUAAAAAAGCAGAUGGUAGGGAGAGAGAGCCACUGGAUCGGUCUCACGGACUCGGAGCAGGAAAACGAGUGGAAGUGGCUGGAUGGGACAUCUCCAGAGUAUAAAAAUUGGAAAGCCGGACAGCCAGAUAACUGGGGCCAUGGCCACGGGCCAGGAGAAGACUGCGCUGGGCUGAUUUAUGCUGGGCAGUGGAACGAUUUCCAGUGUGAAGACAUCAAUAACUUCAUUUGUGAAAAAGACAGGGAUACAGUACUAUCAUCUGCAUUAUAAUGGACUGUGAUGUAAUAACUUGAGCAAAUUUUCCAGCGGUUCUCAAAGGCAAAGGAUACUUCUUUUUGACUGCAUCACCUUCUCACCAGAUUGAAAAAAAGCACUAAAAACCAAUUACUGAAAAAAUUGACAGCUGGUGUUCUUUACCAUCCAACAUUACUCAAGGAUCUGUUCAUCCUUUUUCCUCUCCUCCUAGAUAUCCUUGUUUAAGUAAGUACACAGCAUGCCCAUGUUACACCAGGUGGGCAAAAGUCCAGAGAAGAGCAGGCUUAAGAAAACUAACUUUAAUUCUUCAGAGGCAAAGCCCCUGAUUUUCAGAUUUUUCAAUGAAUGUGUCUAUGAAUGAACUAUCUCAAUCCAAUCCUGCCUGCCACAGCCAGGAUUGUGUCCCAGCCUCCAGGCUUCCUCCAAGGACUUCUAGCCCUGAGUUUGCAGAGCAAGGAUUGCCUGUGCAACUUGGGCGGGAGUCAACCACCAAUGAGAGACUUCUGCCAACAAGUCAUUCAGACAGGUCAUUAAAUGGGCUUAACCAAAGGGUCUCGACUUAGUCCUCUUGGCCA